Molecule: messenger RNA, 4089 nt
Organism: Mesoplodon densirostris (Blainville's beaked whale)
Lineage: Eukaryota; Metazoa; Chordata; Mammalia; Artiodactyla; Ziphiidae
Gene: SOX13
Product: SRY-box transcription factor 13
Exons: 14
Coding region: 585-2498 (637 amino acids)
Biological process (GO): cell fate commitment; regulation of transcription by RNA polymerase II
Cellular component (GO): nucleus
Molecular function (GO): RNA polymerase II cis-regulatory region sequence-specific DNA binding; DNA-binding transcription factor activity, RNA polymerase II-specific
Source: RefSeq, a predicted model, not a curated record
GGCUGUGGAGUCGCCUCGCAGCAGCGAGCAACGAGCGCCCUGCUCCCAGUCCCGGCUUGGAACUUAACUGUAUGAGUGCGGGUUCUGGAACCCCGGCCCCGGAGCUGCGAGUCCGGGUCUGAACCUGGGGCACAGCGGUCAGCCUCCGAGGCCCUGAUUUGGGACCGAGCCGAGGCGCUGAGCGCGGAGCGGGAGACCCGGGCGGGCCGGCGCAGCAACCGGCUAGUCAGGGAGCAGGACCGCGGAAGGCAGGGAGACGGCCGCGAGCUGAGGGCAGAGGGCAGAGUGCAGAGAGCGACCUGGCUCGGCGGAGGGCGCCGCCCGGCCGGAACCGAGCUCUCCGCCCCGGACGGCGGCCAGUAGUGGGGUGCGGACCCGGGGUCGCCACGAGUCCCGAGCGACUCCCCGGCCGACGGCUGGGGGCGUGCCUCCUCCCAGCCCAGCUGCCCCAGCCCCGCGCGCCCGUUCGUAGCGUCGCCGGGGAAUGUGAGCGGGAAGCCCAGGCUGCCAGCCGCGAGGACCCGGACGGAGGAGUAGCAGGAGCGCGGAGCCGCGAGCCGCGAGCCCAGCGCCCGGCUGAGUAGAUGUCCAUGAGGAGCCCCGGCUCUGCCCAGCUGGCCCUGGAUGACGUUGGCACCAUGGUGAACUGUACUGUCAAGUCAGAGGGGAAGAAGGAGUCCUGCCACGAGGCCCCCCAGGGCUUGGCCACCGCAGCUGAACCCCGGCCCGGAGAUCCAGCCCGGGCCCCCCAGGAUGGUGCUGACCCUCAAGCUCCAGCCCAGGACAGCAGCUCCCUGGAAAGCAAUGGGUCCCCAGAACCCAAGAGACCAGGAGGCUCCGAGGCUGCUUCUGGAAGCCAGGAGAAGCUGGACUUCAACCGAAAUUUAAAAGAAGUCGUGCCGGCCAUCGAGAAGCUGCUGUCCAGUGACUGGAAGGAGAGGUUUCUGGGAAGGAGCUGUGUGGAAACCAAAGAUGUCAAAGGGACCCAGGAGAGCCUGGCAGAGAAGGAGCUCCAGCUGCUGGUCAUGAUCCAUCAACUGUCCACCCUGCGGGACCAGCUCCUGACGGCCCACUCAGAGCAGAAGAACAUGGCCGCUAUGCUCUUUGAGAAGCAACAGCAGCAGAUGGAGCUGGCCCGGCAGCAGCAGGAGCAGAUCGCUAAGCAGCAGCAACAGCUGAUUCAGCAGCAGCAUAAGAUCAACCUCCUUCAACAGCAGAUCCAGCAGAUCAACAUGCCUUACGUCAUGAUUCCAGCCUUCCCCCCAAGCCACCAACCUCUGCCUGUCACCCCCGAGUCCCAGCUGGCUUUGCCCAUUCAGCCCAUUCCCUGCAAGCCAGUGGAGUAUCCGCUGCAGCUGCUGCACAGCCCCGCCGCCCCAGUGGUGAAGAGGCCUGGGGCCUUGUCUGCCCACCACGCCCUACAGGAGCCCUCCCAACCCCUAAACCUCACGGCCAAGCCCAAGGCCCCCGAGCUGCCUAAUGCCUCCAGCUCCCCGAGCCUGAAGAUGAGCAACUGUGGACCCCGUCCUCCCAGCCAUGGGGCCCCCACACGGGACCUGCAGGCCAGCCCCCCCAGCCUGCCUUUGGGCUUCCUUGGUGAAGGGGAUGCUGUCACCAAAGCCAUCCAGGAUGCCAGACAGCUGCUGCACGGUCACAGUGGAGCCUUAGAAAGUCCCCCCAACACCUCCUUCCGUAAGGACCUCAUUAGCCUGGACACAUCCCCAGCCAAGGAGCGGCUGGAGGAGAGCUGUGUGCACCCACUGGAAGAAGCCAUGCUGGGCUGUGAUGUGGACGGCUCCCGCCACUUCCCUGAGUCCCGGAACAGCAGCCACAUCAAGAGGCCCAUGAAUGCCUUCAUGGUGUGGGCCAAGGAUGAGAGGAGGAAGAUCCUCCAGGCCUUCCCAGACAUGCACAAUUCCAGCAUCAGCAAGAUCCUUGGAUCUGCAGGGGGCUGGGGGUGUCAGCAGAGCCCAGCUGACUGCCUGCCCCUGGGGGCUGGGCCAGGCUCCCGCUGGAAGUCCAUGACCAAUCAGGAGAAGCAGCCUUACUACGAGGAGCAGGCGAGGCUGAGCCGGCAGCACCUGGAGAAGUACCCUGACUACAAGUACAAGCCACGGCCCAAGCGCACCUGCAUCGUGGAGGGCAAGCGGCUGCGGGUGGGCGAGUACAAGGCUCUGAUGAGGACCCGGCGCCAGGAUGCCCGCCAGAGCUACACGACCCCCCCGCAGGCCAGCCAGGUGCAGAUGAGCCCCUCAGAUGUCCUGUACCCUCGGGUGGCAGGCGUGCCCCUGGCACAGCCCCUGGUGGAGCACUAUGUGCCCCGCAGCCUGGACCCAAACAUGCCUGUCAUCGUCAAUACCUGCAGCCUCAGGGAGGAGGGCGAGGGCACAGAGGACAGGCACUCGGUGGCUGAUGGCGAGAUGUACCGGUACAGCGAGGAUGAGGACUCAGAGGCCGAGGAGAAGAGCGACGGGGAGCUGGUGGUACUCACAGACUGAUCCCGGCUACGUGGGCCUGGCCCUCCUCCCUGGGGACGACCGGGCCCCACGCCAGCAGGCACAGCAACCCCACCUGGACUACGUUGGUACUUGGACUUGGGCAUGCCUGGGAGCUGGGCACAGCUGUGCAUUUGUAGAUACGUUCAUGAUGGGAGAUGCCCCCUCCCCACCACACCUGUGGGCACACCUGAGGAGCUGAUGAUGGCCUGAGUGGGUCCUGCGUGGCGGUGAUGGGCUGGGCUGGCUGAGCUCCGUGGUGGCCCUUGGGGCUCGUGGCCAGGGGACACUGUAUGACCCUCCCCUCCUGCAGGUCUGCCCAUCCCAGGGGUAUGGCAGCUACAGACCUGUUCCCCUAGGGCCACAUGCUUUGUUUCCAUUCUUGUCCUGGCUGGACCAGCCACCAUGGGACCAACACGCACCGCCCCACCACAGUACCCCAGAUCGCUCCUCUACCAUGAGGAUCGCUUUGUACUUUGUGCAAAGAGGUCUGGCUCUCCUCCAUGUCUCUUUUGCCAAGCCUUUCGUGCCUCUGGCUGGUGUGUGUGUGUGUGUGUGUGUAUGUGUACCCAUGUGCGCACGUGCACAUGUUUUCAUCUGUUCUUUCAUUGCACAAGGUAUUUAUUGAGUGCCAGGCACUGUCGCUGAGUUCCUGUGGGUGUGUCUUUUGAUGCCAUUCUUGCUUCUCCGGGGGGCUCUUUCUGUGCUUCUCUUUGUCCCCAAAUUGCUACCUCUUUGUCAGUCUGGGUGUCUCAGGUUCUGUGCGUCCUUGGUGCAUUUCUCUGUCCUUGUUUCUCUGCAGGGCCUUUUUUUGUGUCUCUCCCUUCCUCCGUGUCUGCCCUUGCCCCUUUAACGCCUGCUGGGUCUCUGUAAGCCCCUGGUCUGCCCUGGGCUCCCCAGCCAUCCUGACCUCCCCUGCCUGCCCCUUCACUCCCUCCCUGACUCUGCAUGUCAGUUCCCAUGGAGCCAUUUUUAGCUCCCAGCAGCAUGGGAAUGUGCUCAGCCUCCAAGGGGCUCUGUCAUGGUGCCCCAGCCCCUGGUCCCAACCUGAGUGCCAGGAGUGGGGGCAGGAGGACUGAUGGUGCCCCCUUCUGUAAGUGACAGAAGCCCUGGAGAGGGGGCUCUUGUGCAGCUGGUCUUCACUCCUCUGUCCUGAGUAGGGGAUGGGAGCUCCCCACUCCCACCCUGUCCUUGGAAGGCUUCAUCCUCUCCCACCCAGCUCUGCCCCUACACCUGCCUGCUCCUCUCCCCUCCCCCACUCUAUACCCGUAAUUUGCCUCAGCUCCGGAUCCCUUUCACAAGGUCUUUCCCUAGGAAAAUCAAAUCCCGUUGGCACCUGACUCCAAAGAUCCAGAAUAGCCCUGGGGCAAGGUGGGAAGGGAACCCCAAAUCCUACAGGGACAGAUGUGGAGUCUGUGUCCGUUCCCCCAUCUUCUCCCCUUCUACUUCCCCGAACCCAACUUCUCUCCAGGCUGUUUCUUUUUUUUAUGACUGUAAACAUAGAUAGUGCUUUAUUUUGUUAAUAAGAAGAUAAUGAUUAGUAACUUAACCAGCACAUUUCUCCUAUUUACACUUGGGGGAAUUUUUUUGUUUU